This is a messenger RNA of Trematosphaeria pertusa, 534 nucleotides long. RefSeq lists its product as uncharacterized. The record is from RefSeq and is a predicted model, not a curated record. Gene Ontology annotation, cellular component: eisosome; plasma membrane. Gene Ontology annotation, biological process: protein localization to plasma membrane; eisosome assembly. Bases 1 to 534 code for a protein of 177 amino acids. The transcript is spliced from 2 exons. NCBI's taxonomy places the organism in Eukaryota, Fungi, Ascomycota, Dothideomycetes, Pleosporales, Trematosphaeriaceae.
AUGCCGAACGUCGUCAACUUCGUCCUUCGUGGCUUCCAGAUCCUGUUCGCGGCGGUCAUUCUGGGCCUCUCAGUUAGCUUAGUUAAAGGACAGUGGGAGGACACGAAGCCUCCCAUCACACUACAGUAUGCUGCGUUCGUCGGCGGUAUCACGCUAGUUGCAGCUGUCGUUGGCCUCGCUUCCGAGUGGGUUACAGUUCUGCAGGGGAAGAUCGGCUUCAUCAUAGAUGGAGCCACCACGGUCGUGAAUCUCGCAGGUGGAGUUCUCCUUGGAAUCAUGAUCGGAGGCGUCAGUUGCGGUGACACCAGCGCCGAGAACCGGGUCAAGCUGCUUGAGAACGAUCUCUUCAACGGAGGCUGUCGCAAGGCUGACGACGGAACUACCUACUGUUACAACGAAUUCAGCGCCCGCUGGAAGUACCUAAACUCUCGCUGCAGGGAGUGCACGGCCGAUUCCGUCUUUAUGUUUCUUACCUUCGGCAUUCUCGUCACUAGCACAGCGAUGGCGUACCGCCACGCAAAGAACCCAUAUUGA